UUACAAUAACACAAAAUUAUCAUUCGUAUCGAACGAAGCUUAACACAAUAAUAUAACGUAAUAAAUUAGCAAAAAAAAAAUUAAUACAGAAUAAAUUUAAAAUUGGCGCCAUAAUAAGGCGAACAAUUUUUUGGGGAAUUCCGUGAAGAGGAAGAAGAAACUGUGCGCGUUAAUAUCGGCUAACUUCAAGCCGGUGAACUUAAACAGCAACAUGGCGCAGUGGUAGUGUUUCACAAGACGCGUGCAAAAUGUGCUAUAAUUCCAAAAACUGAAGCAAUUGUUUAGUUUUUUCAGUUGCGCGUAGUGUGUACAGAAGUUAUGUCAUCGUUGCAAUACGUCGUUCACCCCUUACCGGGGUCCGAAGACCAAUUUAACGAUAGAUUAAAAGAAGUAGCCGAUCGAAUAAAUCGUCAGGGUCACACAUCACAUCCGGUGUGGUCAAAUCUACGUACGCCCGUGAAACGUAUAGCCUUGGGCCCCCAGCACAUAGCUUUACUUCUCGAAGACGGUCGCGUGUGUAGGACUUCAUAUAGUGUCAUAUCCGAUAGGUUAGAUUUGACAAAAAAUGAUCAAAAUAAGAAUUCUUAUAGUACCAUUAAUGGUGGAACUGGUGGCGGUGCUGGAAGCGGCGGUGGUAACGGUUCUGGUGGAUCAGGUGGCACCAAACCUGCUGGAAGGCAAAUUCGGACAAGAGCAAGGUGUAUGAGAUCGAAUACUGCCAUUCGUGGUGGUAAUAAUAGUGGUCGAGGGGCUCCAGUAAUUAUAGGUACUGGAGGAUCUAGUAGUGGUAGACCCAUUGUAACUGUUCCGGCACCAUAUGUACCGGAAGAAUUGGUAUCUCAAGCGCAAGUUGUUUUACAAGGAAAAAGUAGAAAUUUAAUAAUUAGGGAACUUCAGCGCACGAAUUUGGAUGUUAACCUAGCUGUUAACAAUUUACUAUCAAGGGACGAUGAAGAAGGUGAAGAAGGAGAUGAUGCAGCUGAUUCAUACGUUCCAGAUGACCUUAUCUCACUGUUGGACGGUGGUUUUCAUACAGACCACUCGGUUAUUAUUGAUGCGGACGCAAUGUUUUCUGAAGAUAUGUUUGGGUACACUGGAAUUCGCAACUUCUUGAAUAGCCGUGGCGGUGGCAGCAGUCGCAGCCGACUCAACGACCGGGACGCCCCCCAAUGUAACAACUCGGGAAUGGAUAGAGAUCGUGACAGGGAUAGUUUUUUGAGGUGGAGGGAUCGACAGUAUUUUGGGCCGCGCCGAUGGCUUGAAACCGCUUUAAGGGAUAAUGCUUAUGAAAAAGACUCUGAGAGCAAGAAAAAAGAUGGAGCUAGUCCUCUUUGGAUUUCAGAUGAAUUGGAAUAUUGGCCAGAUACAGCUGGAAGGUUUACACAAAUUGCCACAUUAUUUAGUGAGUUGAUUGCUUUAUCAACUACUGGACAUAUUUAUCAGUGGCGUUGGAAUGAUCCAGAACCUUAUAAACAUCCAGACAAUCCAAAUAUACACCAUCCAAAAACAAUUUCACUUGGAUUAUCAGGCGAAAAGAUUGUACAUAUAUCGGCGAGUUCAACGCGGUGUUCUUUAGCGACUGAAUCUGGGAAAGUAGCAACAUUUGUAGAUGAUACCCUUACAGCUGCAUCUGCGAAACUUGAAAGUCCAGCCCAAGCCUAUUCCGAAUUCCAAACGGAUAAAAUUGUUGCUUUGCAUACAUGUCCAUUGUAUACAGUGGCUAAACUAGAAAGUGGUUCUUUGUAUUGGUGGGGAGUAUUACCCUUUCCCCAGAGGAAACGAUUAUGGGAAAAAUACAGAGCGAAAUUCAGAAAACAGCGAGCGAAUCAAUGUGAUUUAGUAAGCGGCGCACAAGUCUGCAUGAAAAAUAGUCCUAUGUAUCAAGCUGGAGCCUUAGGUUUUACCGUUAUGGCUGGUGUUCCUAAAGUAGGGCAACUUCAAAAUGCCGCUUGGUCUUUAACAGACACUUGUUCAUUUAAAAUCGUCACAGCACAACCUAUUUCUGAUCGAGUUAGAGAUUCAACGCCUGGAACAAGCGGCUCCUCUUCUACUAAAAACACAAAUAAAGAAACUGCUGAUCGAUUGGAUAUGCCACCACCUCCUUCUCCAGCUUCAAGUACUUGCAGUGAUACAGGAAGCAUAUCAAACAGCCAUAAACGUCAAAAGAGAAUGACAGUUUCCGGGUCAGAUCAGGGACCAGAACAAAGAAAAGAUGAGGAAACUUGGCAACUUAGAGACGUAAUAUUUUUGGAAGAUACACGCACUGUACCAGUGGGACGAGUGCUUAAAGUUGAUGGGGCGUAUGCAGCAGUUAGAUUUCCAUCAACUCAUACUAGAGAUCGCGAUGGGAACAAAGAUGCGGAUGAUAUUCUUCAAGAUUGUAGAUUAAUGAAAAAAGAUGAUCUGCAGGUUUUAAAAUCAACAGCAACGUUUAGAGCACCAGAUUGUUUCCAAAAAACACCACGUAAAAUUCAAAUAUCAGAUAACUCGGGACAAAUUUUAACUGUUGCUGUGGACGCACAAGGAAUCCACGCCGUCGUUCGUACAGCUACAAAACUUUCUUACGUCGUUUACAACAUUUGUAGCGGAAGGGUUGAAGUUGACAAUCCAUUUCCUAGCGAUACAGCCGCUUUUAUGGGCUUAUAUCCCAGUUAUAUUCAUUUAUGUUGUGCUGCAGAGAGUAACGAAACCAUUUUAAUUUUGCGCGAUGGAAACAACACAAUUUAUCCUCUAGCAAAAGAUUAUGCAGAAGCAAUCAGGGAUCCUCAAGCUUUAGAUUUACCACCGAUUCGGUCAGUUGGCGCUGGAACUGUUGUUCUUGGAGGAACUGCCCCGAAUAUGAAAAAUCAAGUCGCUAUUAUUCUUUUUGCUUUAGAACAACAGCUGCUGAUGCCGAAAGUAUUAAGAUGUGACUUGGAAGGAUCCAGACAAAUUUUGGCUCAGUUAGAAGUCGAUAGUAAAAAUAAUCCAAGUAUAAUUCAUAAUUUAUUAAACGAACGCUGUGAUGGAAAUAGAAACAUUUUCCAUGCAGUUGUUAACAUGUGUACACCAACAUCAAAUAAAGAAUCCGAUAAUAUAGAUACUCCACCACCACCAACAACAAAUUCUACACCAGGUUUAGAAUGUAUUAACGUAAUAACAAACGCUGUGGGAGCUCGUUCAGUUUCACUACGCGAUAUGAUGCGGCGCGGUGUUCGCCCUGAAAGAGAAAUAAAUAAUUCUAAUGGCGAGCAGCAUUCCUUUGUCCAAGAAGAGCCUAUUCCAACGCAUUCUUGGCCGCCAGAGUCUUUUGAUGUAACGUCUGGUGAUGAAGAUAGUUUGAUGGGAUUAGGAAGUAGCUCAGCAAAUAAAACAAACGUUAACAGCGUUCCAAUACCACCUGUGAACUCGGUAACGGAUCCUUCUGAGCGCAGAUCCAACGCGAUGAAUAUUCUAAGGGCUUUGCUAUAUGAAUCUGCUGUUUUAACACCUCACCUUAUAGAAAUGUUAUGCGCUAAAGAUGCUCAAGGUCAAACACCGUUUAUGUUGGCGGUUUCAUCUAGAUGUUAUCCAGCCGCUUUAGAAUUAUUUGAUAGAAUUAUGCAAGUCGGAACGCCAAGUGAACAGGAAGAAAUGAUAUUUCCAAAAGGAUCUAACCCAGAUCAUUCCCCGUUACACGUUUUGUGUUGUAAUGACACUUGUAGUUUUACUUGGACUGGAGCUGAACAUAUUAAUCAAGACAUUUUCGAAUGUAGAACAUGCGGAUUAACUGGAUCUUUGUGUUGCUGUACAGAAUGUGCUCGAGUUUGUCAUAAAGGUCACGAUUGUAAACUAAAGAAGACAUCGCCAACUGCUUAUUGCGACUGUUGGGAGAAAUGCAAGUGUAAAGCGUUAGUUAUGGGAAAUCAAGCGGCGCGUUAUGAGUUACUCGAUAAAUUAGUUAGAGAUACUAGUUUGGUUGUAGCCCCAAAUUCAAGGGGUGAAAAUAUUUUGUUGUUUUUAGCUCAAACUGUUGGUAGACAAAACCAUGAACAGAGGCAAUAUAGAGCUGCAAGACCAAGAACAGCUUCAGCUAAUUCUAGAAAUAAAACACCUUCAUCUGAUGUUGAAGUUGAUGUACCAGAACAUGAUUUAGAACCACCGCGCUUCAGUAGAAAAGCUUUAGAACAUUUAUUAAAAGAUUGGAAGGCUGUUCAAAGUAUGAUAAUGACCGGUACAAAAGAACAAAGAGAUCCAUCUUCUGUUGAACAGCAGUAUAUUGGAAAUCAAUCUGGAACAACUUUGCUCGAUAAAUUCACUCACAGCUUAUUGGUAAAAUGUUACAUCGAAGCGUUAGAACGAUUAUUAGAAACGCUCGUAAGAGAAUUAAAGAAACCGGACGCGAAACACGUUAAAAGUGUCAUGGUUGUCGCGAGACGUUUUGUAAGAUCGGUUGUUAGAAUCUUUGUGAUAUUUAAUAUUGAACUUGCACCAGUGCCUAAAAAGAGAGCCUUUUCCAACAGCCCUAAUACACCCAUCGGUAAAUGUCGGAAAGUUUUUCGUUCCCUUGUUACAAUAGCAAUACAAGAAUUAUGUGAAACUGCCGAUUCUUUAAUUGCUCCAGUACGUCAUGGAGUUGCAAAACCUACAGCGCCAUUUUCCUUAGCAACUGCAAUUGCAGAUAUUGUCACAAGUUCUGAAGAACUAUUUCUAGUCGAUCCUUUAGCACCACCCGGUGCUCGCAGUCCAGCUAAUAACUCAAAUAUCUCCACAAACGAACCCCUUCCGUUUUUAAGCGAUGGCGUUCGACUAGCACCCACAUCCGCUCGCGAUUUAGAUGACACAAACGAUGGCGAAAGUAUGGCCAUUGAUAACGACGAUGAUAACGCAUCUGAACACGCUGACGGUCCUGGUUAUCGUGAAAUUCCAAUCGUACGUUCUGAUAACCAAGACGCACCAGCUGAACAACCGGAAGGAAACGCCGGUCAGGCUGAAGAUAGUGAUCCCGAAUUGGAUUUGCUGGCUGAAGCGGAAACCGAGUCCGACAGCGAUGACAAUCACAGUAAUCAGGACGCGGCAUCCGCACAGCGUUCCGUUCAAACGGGAGCUACGGCUGGAUCCGAUACAGGAAUGUUACUCUUCCCUGAAGAUGAAAGUGGUGAAUCAAGUCAACAAGAAGAAGAAGAAAGUGAGGCAGGUGAAACUGACGAACAAGAUACGGAAGAUUAUACAUUAACAGACGAACAAUUGGAGAGAAGGAGAAGCCGUUACAGUAAUGCGACCGGCCACGGCCCGCGAACGAAUCUUGCGCCACUCAACAUGCAAUGGGCGAUACGCUCGCGGGACGCUUCAAGAUCGGCCGGCGUGAGGAUCACCGGGACAGGAUCAAACCUCGUCUUCAUCGAUCCCAGCUCUUUGAGACGUUCAACAACUGGAAGUACCGCCGUCGCAGCGAGUACGGAACCCGUUACGAUGGCCACGACUGCGAGUUGCCUUUCUCGAGCUUUUGGUAUCGUCAUUCGACAAAUUUCUGAUUUGUUGUCUUUAAUGCAAGAUUUACCACAAAUACCUCCUACACCCUUUGCUCAUUUGGAUAUCACUCAGGAAGAUAUUUUCAAUAUUCAAGUUUAUUUAGAGUUCCGCCUUAAAGAUACAUGGGAUUGGCUUUUAACAGUCAUGGAUUCCACGGAGGCUCAACUUAGAUUUGGAGCUUCUUUAACACAUUCAUCAGAUAUAGCUCAUCCUGGUCACCCAGUUAACACUGGAACUAGUUCAGCUGGUUUAGUACGCGGUGGGAGGGCCCAAAUAACAACAACCUCUUCCAGUGGAUCAACAAGAAUCGUUGGAUUUGCAGCAAACGUUGAAAAUUCGCGAUCACGAGUUGAUCGAGAUGGUGUUGAUACUUCAGCCGCUCGAAGAGAAUUCUUAUCAUAUUGCUUAUCUUUGAUGAGAUCCCAUAAUGGAGAGCACUUGGAUUCAUUGCCCAUCUUAGAUGUCUCAGCAUUAAAACACGUUGCGUACGUUUUUGACGCUCUAAUUUAUUAUAUGCGAUCUGGAACGAAUACAGAUGCUAGUGAAACGGAAUCUUUACGCGAUGGUCAUCCUUUACCGCAAUGGAAUGAUCAAGAUGAGAAUGAAAAUGAAGAAGGUGAAGAAGAAAUUCCAGUUGCCAUGGAAACUGAAUCCUUGGAUGAUCAAGAAGUUUCAAAUAUUGCGAAUAUGUCGAAUAAUUUAAAUACUUCAUCUUUAUCAUUAUCUGGAAAAGGACGAAAACACCCUUUCUUUCAGAGAUCCGAAUCAACACUUUGUUUAGGUUGUCCACCACCAGAUCCUUUUGAAACCCCAAUGGCUGAAGCUUUACCUUUAGCCGAUCAACCACACUUACUCCAACCAAACGCAAGACGAGAGGACCUUUUUGGAAUCCCAAAACAACCAAUCGCUUUAACGCCGACCGGCCCUAAUUCAAGUAACCCUCUAGAAUCCUUACCUGACCGAUUAAGUCUUUCAUCAAGAACUUCAGACUUUGCCAUGUCACAACCGAUCCGAGCAAAUCAUCCGAUAUCGUCUUCCUUCAAUGUGAUGGGACCAAAUCCCCUGCACUAUCCUCAGAGUUUUGCCGACGGUGACAAUGAUGGUAGCGGAACCGUUCCACAACAGGUAAAAGAAGCCCAAGUUCAAACGGAACAAGCCACUGCUGGACCAAGUACGAGUUCUGGUGAUUUGUUGGUGACGAGAAAAAUGAAAAAAUACAGAUAUCUUUAUACAAAAUUAGAAAAUCAUGGUGAUGUUAAUGAUGGUCCCCAAGAUUUGUCAUGUGGAAGAGAUGUAGCCAUGAUUAAUGAAAGCAGUGGGGAUGGAAUUAAAGAAGAACCUGGUCAAUUAUCAUCAAGGCCUCAAAUUAUUGUUUCUCCAAGGAAACCACCGGAUUCAAAACAUGGUGGCCACUCUAUUCCUUUAUUUUCUGGAGAUAUGACUUCAGAUUUUAUUAUACAAAAUAAAGUUAGUUGUGUUCCUAUUGGGAAUACCGGAAAUAAUACAAAUAACGUGUCGUCUAGAAGUCCGAAUAAAAGUGUUAUAGUUAGAGCUGGAUCUUCAAGCCAAAAAGUUGGAGAUACUGAUAUAGUAAUGUGCGUAGAAAAUCAACAAACUGAGACACUUGAAAAUCAAGAAGAUCUUGAGAGCCAAAAAGUUGGAGAUACUGAUAUAGUAAUGUGCGUAGAAAAUCAACAACCUGAGACACUUGAAAAUCAAGAAAUAUCUGCAAAUGUUACUGUUUUAACCACACCUAAUACAGCAUCUACCUCCGAUUUGCUGAGACCAUCAAUUGGACAAUCUGUAUCGCAAGAUUUAUUGCUGGGAAGAUGGCGAUUAUCUUUGGACUUAUUUGGGAGAGUUUUCAUGGAAGAUGUUGCAUUGGAACCAGGUUCUAUUGUCUCAGAAUUGGGCGGGUUUCCCGUUAAAGAAGCAAAGUUUCGAAGAGACAUGGAAAAACUCAGGAAUAACCAACCCAGGGAUUUAACUCUAGCAAAGAUGGAACGUGACAGAACACAAUUAAUCUUACAAACAUUCAAAGAAUUAAACACUCAAUAUAGCACAUAUAGUCGAAGAUCGUCUGCUUCACAACCACCUUUAGCAGUAAACAGAGUAAAGGUUACCUUCAAAGAAGAACCUGGAGAAGGAUCUGGAGUGGCUAGAAGUUUUUAUACCGCAAUAGCUGAAGCACUUUUAGUAAACGAAAAAUUACCAAAUCUCGAAUCAGUUCAAAUCGGCACGAAAUACAGUCCUCACUAUAGCGUUCUUCAACGAUUAAGAAGAGAUCGUGACUUUUUACGACGACCAUCACCCAUGGGUAGAGGGUCGUCGCGAAGUCGUGAACAUCACUAUCGACGAACGAUGAGCGUCGAUGCAAGACCUUUUAUUCCAAGUGACACAAUUACAGAAAAUCCUUCAAUGCCCGAAUUGGGUAACAUUAUUAUCGGUUUGUGCUUAGCCUCAUCUGGAAAUACAAACGGCGGACAAGCUACACCUGUUCCAAACCGUAAUGAACAUUUAAAUACUCAUCAACAACAAUUAGGAGAACGACUUUAUCCAAAAGUUUAUAAUUUACAUCCAACAUUUUCUGGUCGCAUAACCGGUAUGCUUCUUGAGUUAACGCCAGCUCAAAUUCUUCUUUUAUUGGCUUCGGAAGAUUCGCUUAGGGGUAAAGUUGAGGAGGCGGUUGAGAUGCUUCUCGCGCACUCACAACCUCAACAAGAAAUCGCUUCGGAAGCGCUUUUGGACAACGUUGUUGUUGACACGUUUUACCCGGCAGAUAGGAACUGUUCAAGGAAAUCAAAUCGUCCCGGUUCAGAUGCGGGCGAAGACAGUUCUACAACAGAUGACGAAGAUAACGCACCUUUAUUUUAUUGUCCCGGAAAACGGGGUUUAUACGCACCUCGACAAGGAAAAGGAUCAUACGAAAGGAUUAAUGCUUUUAGAAAUGUUGGAAGAUUGCUCGGAUUAUGUUUGUUACAAAACGAAUUGUGUCCAAUAUUUUUAACUAGACACGUUUUGAAAUAUAUUUUGGGACGUCCUGUAAAAUUCCAUGAUCUGGCUUUCUUUGAUCCAGUUAUGUAUGAAUCUCUUCGACAAUUAGUCGUAAACGCUGAGACGAAAGAUAACGGAUUAUUUACUGCUUUGGAUCUCAACUUUAGCAUCGAUUUGUGUGCUGAAGAAGGAGGCGGAUCUUAUGAAUUAAUGCCCGGCGGUAAAGAUAUGGAGGUCACUCCUUCAAACGUUUAUGAUUAUGUCAGAAAAUAUGCUAAGUAUAGAAUGGUGAAAGCACAAGAAAAAGCAAUUGAGAAUAUUCGAACCGGAGUUUUUGAUGUUCUUCCUGAAGGAUCUUUAGAUGGAUUGACCGCUGAAGAUCUUAGAUUAUUAUUGAAUGGUGUAGGAGAUAUAAAUGUUGCAGUUUUAAUAUCUUACACAUCUUUUAAUGAUGAAUCUGGGGAGAGCAGUGAAAGAUUGGUUAAAUUUAAACGAUGGCUGUGGUCAAUUGUAGAAAAAAUGUCUCAUUUAGAACGACAAGAUUUGGUAUAUUUUUGGACUGGUUCACCAGCAUUACCAGCAAGUGAAGAUGGUUUUCAACCAAUGCCAUCAGUGACAAUCCGACCAGCAGAUGAUGGUCACUUGCCAACAGCAAAUACAUGUAUUUCCCGCCUUUACAUCCCGUUGUAUAGCAGCCGAAGCGUGCUAAGACAAAAACUUCUGCUCGCGAUUAAAACGAAAAACUUUGGGUUUGUGUGAUUCGCGCUCGCACGACCGUUAGUGUUUUUUGACUUCGUUCGACGAGAAAAAGAAAGAAAGAAAAAUACAGCAUCACGAGAUGUAUCAUUUCGCAUCAUGUCUUUUUGUAAUUACACGUACAAAGUUGCGUACAUUAAAAUUGAAACGUUACUUUGAGACUUUGGUCGAAUUCCUCUUCCGGCGCGGAUGGAAAACGAUCUUGAAUCGUGUACAUAAUGGCGCGUUUUUUUUUGAAACUCGAAAAAAAGGAAAAUGGCAACACUAUGAUAUGUAUAUUAUUAUAAUAAUGUAGACCAUAAAUGGACUUUGUUUAUUUUGUUAUAGUUGACUUAGAUUUAGUGUCGUUUCCCCCUUUUUUUAAUUUAAUUUGUUCAAGUAAUGAUUUCGAAUUUUCUCCAAUUUCGAAAAUUUUUGAAACGAUGUGAAACGCAUACCCAUUUUUUUAAGGUUUUUAUUCACAGGGUUAUUACACUUCUUGUUUAAUUGAAUUGGUUUUUUUUUCUAAACGCUUGUGUUAAAAAAUAUUUUUUUGACCAAUAAAAGUUAUACUAUCAAUAAUAA
Molecule: messenger RNA, 9804 nt
Organism: Onthophagus taurus
Lineage: Eukaryota; Metazoa; Arthropoda; Insecta; Coleoptera; Scarabaeidae
Gene: hyd
Product: E3 ubiquitin-protein ligase hyd
Biological process (GO): positive regulation of canonical Wnt signaling pathway; protein polyubiquitination
Cellular component (GO): nucleus; cytoplasm
Molecular function (GO): RNA binding; ubiquitin binding; zinc ion binding
Source: RefSeq, a predicted model, not a curated record